GAAAAGAGAAGAGAGAGAGGAGAGAAAGAGAGAGGGAGGGAGGGAGGAGGGGAAAAAAAUUGGUCACAUUUCUCAGACACCUGAAAACGUGCUGGUUAUUUUAGGACGCGUGUUGCUCAUUGAUGAGUGUGUGUGUGUAGAGAGAGAGCGAGAGAGAGAGAGAGAGAGAGAGAGAGAGAGAGAGAGAGAGAGAGAGAGAGAGAGAGAGAGAGAAGCUUAUACCACUUCCACUCCGGUCAUGUUUUGAUUGUGACUGUACGUGUCAAGCAGCUGAGAGCUCCGGGACCCUCUGUGAUUCAGACAAGUUCCACAGUGAUCCCUCUCCCCACAGCCUGGCAGCAGCAGAAGGUGUGCGGACGCAGAGCCGAGCAUCCCUUCACCCUUUGGAGACGAUCUGAGGCAUUAACAGAUCAUUUUCAACAUUUCUUUUUUUGCAAACACACGUUUCUUCUACUUUGCUCUUUUUGGAGUCUUUUCCCGGGUCUUCACCCCCCACUGCCCUUUGCGCAACCCCGAUUCUCUGAGAUUUUGGAUACGCGCUCUAUGCCUUGGCAGUUCAUGACCCUUUCACCUGUGUCAACGAAACUCCUCGGUGGUGGCAAGCAGCAGCAGCAGUCGGUCCAGCAUUAAAGCCAGCUCACGAUUUAACGCCACGGAACCGGAGAGCAGCAUCGACCGAGCGGAGAACAUGGAGAACAGCCCUGGUGGUGGUGUCAUCUUAUACGCCGGCUCAUCUGGCAGUGCCAGCCCGAGUCCUGGCAGCCCAUCCAGCGGAUACCAGACCCAGUCGCCCUCCUCCCACUCGCAGCCCUCGUCCCCAGAGAGUAUCUUCUUUCAGGAGAUUGGGGCCCAGAGGCAGAGAGGCGAACAGGGGGCAGGAACCCCUUCCCCGAAAAUGGUCUUCCAGUUUCCCGAAGUAAACAAUGCUCCAGUUGCCCAAGUUACGACGGUAUCAUCGGCGACCUACAGCCAACCCACGGUGGCCAAAAGACCUUGUGGUUUCACUGGCACGUUCACCAAAACUGGAGGAAUGGUGCUUCUGUGUAAGGUGUGUGGAGACAUCGCAUCCGGGUUCCACUACGGUGUGCACGCCUGCGAGGGCUGCAAGGGUUUCUUCAGACGCAGCAUUCAGCAGAACAUCCACUACAAGAUGUGUGUGAAGAAUGAAAACUGCCUCAUCAUGCGCAUGAACCGAAACCGGUGCCAACACUGCCGCUUUAAGAAGUGUCUGUCCGUGGGCAUGUCCAGAGAUGCUGUGCGUUUCGGGCGUAUUCCCAAGCGGGAGAAGCAGAGACUAUUGGACGAGAUGCAGAGCUACAUGAACAGCCUCAAUGAAUCGGCUUCCAUGGAAAUGGAGGUGUCGCCUCCCGGCGACGCCCUCGCCACGGCCAACGAAGGCCCCGUGUCACAGUCUUACCAGGUCGGCUUGACGAACGUCGACGAGAAACCUCUCAAGAUGGCUUCCCACAACAGCAACGUCUGCCCGUCCUAUCAGAACGGCUCGGUGCAGGAGCCCGCCCUGUCGCACCAGACCUCCCAGCACACGGUUCAGGCGAACCGGACGUCGAGCUACCACGUCCCCACAAACUGCCCCAGUGCCUCCACCAACAAUGAGAACUCCACCAACACUAACAUGGACAAUGCCAAGUACACAUACUCCUCCAAUCAGAAUCAGUGCCCCGUUAGUGGCCACCUAUCACAUCAGUCCUUCUCAGCCAAUCAGAACAGUUUUCCAGCCAGUGAUUCCCAGAACCAAAACGCCUGCCCCUGGAAGCUGAACGGAGGCGCCAAAGUGCUGGCGUGUCCACUCAAUUCGUGUCCUGUGGCUCCAGCCAGUCGCUCCAGUCAGGAGGUGUGGGAGUCCUUCUCCCAGUGCUUCACCCCCGCUGUCAAAGAAGUAGUGGAGUUUGCAAAGAGCAUCCCCGGCUUCCAGACUCUCAGCCAGCACGAUCAGGUCAUGCUGCUCAAAUCUGGCACCUUCCAGGUUCUGAUGGUGAGGUUCUGCUCACUGUUUGACCCCAAGGAGAGGACAGUAACCUUCCUCAACGGACAGACCUACUCCCUGGCGUCACUGAGGGCCCUCGGCAUGGGCUCCUUACUGGACGCCAUGUUCGAUUUCAGCGAGAAGCUCGGAUAUCUGGGUCUGGAGCCGGAUGAGAUGGCUCUUUUCAUGGCCGUCGUGCUCGUGUCAGCCGACCGCUCUGGUAUAGUGGACAUGGGAGCAGUGGAGCUCCUGCAGGAGAAUCUAAUAAAAGCGCUGCGCUCUCUCAUCACCAGUCGCCGCCCGGACGACAGCACCCUCUUCCCUAAGCUGCUGCUCCGUCUGCCAGACCUGCGCACGCUCAACAACCAGCACUCUGACAAGCUCCUGGCCUUCCGCAUCGACCCUUGAGCUCAUACAGCCCCGCAGCCUACCGAGGUCUCUGCCUUGGGGGGGAAACAGCCACCCGGGCUCCCCAUGCAAGCCAGGCCUGCCACAUUCAGUACAGUGGUCCCUGCUUGAUGGUAGCUGUUGUGGGAGCUGUGCCAACAGAGCUGCUGUGACAGAGUGGACUCAGCCAAGGACAGAUGCACAGUAGGAGGUGGAAGCUCCUGAACUCAAACUGAUCUCUUCUCCAGUUGCUUCCAGGGUUGCUUAAAAAAAAAAAAAAAACUGUUAAAACAAAGUCUGUGUUCUUCCUCAUGUUCUUCGAGUCAACAUCCAACCACCAAGUCAUUACCUCUCCCCCCUGGAGUUUUGUCCGAGACAGUUUCACCUCUAAAGACCAAAAAGAAAAGAGGGCUUUCUGUCCCUCACCAGACUGUGUCCUCCCGUCGACGCUCAUGAAGCUCGAGGGAGGGAAGCUCAUACUCUUUCCCAGAAAAAAAAACACACAUGCAAACAUUCACCAACGAUGAUUUCGUACUGUACAUUCAUGCUACAAGUGUCAUAAUGCACUUUCCAUACAUUGAGAAACCUCUUGCAUUACUAUAUAUCAUAGCAAUAGAAAUGUCUAUCACAGUUAGGAGGAUGGUUUGUGUUUGCCCUGCUCAAAGGAUCUAAGCUAUUUUCACAAUGUGUCACCAUGUGGGAAAUCUUUGUAUAUAAAAAAUAACUCAUCUGUGACUGAGAAAUAAUAAGACAUUUUUAAGAAAUGAUUUGCGUUGUAUAUUUGUAAGCGGUAAUCAGGGAGAAGUUUUUGGUCAUUUCCGACCAAAGUGUCUGAUAAAAAGGUUGAGGUGUUCUGUUGUAUAUUUUGUAUAUAACCUUUAUUCUUGGUGCAUACCCACACUAGUUUGCAGAUUCUCUGAUAUGUAAAUUAAAGUUAGUAUUGAAAAUAUUGUAUGAUGUCACACAUAAUAGAGUUGCUCUACAGGCUGCAGAGACGGCAGCCUUUGAACCAUGUGUUCUGAGUAUAAGCUUUUUAUUUGAAGAUAUAUAAAUGAAAUAUAUACGUAUUGUCAACUGACUGCAUCACCUUGUGAAUAUUUUGUAAAUGUUUUAUGGUUAAACAUAGAGUACCAUUAUUAAAAUAACGUUCUAUAGCAUCCUU
Molecule: messenger RNA, 3533 nt
Organism: Pleuronectes platessa (European plaice)
Lineage: Eukaryota; Metazoa; Chordata; Actinopteri; Pleuronectiformes; Pleuronectidae
Product: nuclear receptor subfamily 1 group D member 1
Exons: 8
Coding region: 689-2392 (567 amino acids)
Biological process (GO): hormone-mediated signaling pathway; cell differentiation; retinoic acid receptor signaling pathway
Cellular component (GO): nucleus
Molecular function (GO): RNA polymerase II cis-regulatory region sequence-specific DNA binding; nuclear receptor activity; zinc ion binding
Source: RefSeq, a predicted model, not a curated record